Prorocentrum cordatum is the source of this 1326-nucleotide messenger RNA. Lineage: Eukaryota; Dinophyceae; Prorocentrales; Prorocentraceae. The record is from the annotation of a GenBank genome assembly.
AGGGCGCGGGGCGGCUGAGGCCUUCCGCGAGGCAGAGGGGUGCGGCCAGCCCGGGGUUGAGCACUACAUGCGGAGGCGCGACGGCAUGCCGCUCGGGAUCGACGUCAUGCAGCCCCCCGGCGGCGGCUUCGGCGGCGGAGGCCGUGAUGGAGACUUUUCUGGAGGCCCUGGCGCUGGCCCGCUGGUUGGCCGGCCGGAGGGGCCGCCGCAGGGUGCGCCCCAAGGCAGGGGCCCAGCGGGCGGGGUGCAGCGCAUGCCCCUGCCACCAGGGCUGCUGGCCGGCGGCGGGGGCGCGGCCGACGUGGGCGGCCAGCAGCAGCAUCAGCAGCCGCCGCCCGCGCAGCCGGUGAGAGGCGCCGCCAAGGGCGCUGCCCCCAAGGGCUCGGGGGCCGCACGUCAUCCUGCGCAGCAGCCCGCUGGCGGUCUGGGAGGCCAGCUGGCGGCGCAGCACAUGUCGCUCGGACCGGCGGGGCAGACGGGCCCCAGGGGCGGCGCCCAGGAGGGCGGCCAGAUACCGUACCUCGGCCAGAGGGCCCCUCUACCACAAGAUCGAGGCGUGCAAAAGGGCGGCAACAACUGCAGCGUCAACAACGGCACCGGCAAGGGCUGCGGGCUGGCGGGCACCCGAGCGGCGCCCAUGGACGGCGUCGGCGGGAGGCCGCCGCAGCAGCAGCAGCACCACGCGAAGCAGAUGCCGGCACAGCCACCAGCCAACAUGCCGCUGCAGCAGGCGCAGGUGCUGACUCAGGCGGGCCCUUCGGCAGUAUCUGUACCGCCAGACUUGGCCGACAGGCUGGCCCAGACCACGGGGCAAGGGCGCGGCCGCUCCACGUUCACCUUCGAGAUGAUCAUCGACAGGAACUCCUCGACCCGCCUCGGCAUCGACGUGAUACUCGCCCACGGGGGCACCACGGCCUGCGAGGGGCUACUCGUCGAGCGCAUCUCCGAGGGGGGGUCCGUGGAUCUGUGGAACCAGCAGAGCACGCAACCGUACGUCAUGCGGCGCGGGGACAUCAUCUUGGAGGUCAACGGCAUCUCGCAGAACCCGCCGAGAAUGGCCAGGGAGUUCUCGCACGGGGAGACCUCGGAGAUCCGCUUCACAGUGCAGCGCCUCAGGGAGCCCGCGCGGCAGGGCGCCAUCGAGCAGCUCUUGCCGGGGGCCCCCGCCGCCGAGGAGGCCCUGGCGGACCGCGAGAUCAUGGCCGCCGAGCAGGCCCUCGACCUUCGGGAGGUGUUCGUCAGACAUCGGGAGGGUCGAACUUCGGCGGAGUUCGGGGCGGAGGUCGGCGAGGCCGAGCCCGAAGCCGAGCAGGGCACGGUCGAGGA